AUGAAACAACUUCUUCUUCUUCUCUGUCUCGCCGUCGCUCCACAUUUAUCGAUUGAAGCCGGAAACGAUGAACCCGCGUGGCUCACGCGUCUCAAUAAAAAUCGCGCCGAGUACGCGAAGAAUGAGAGUUUCGCGAACGCCGCCAAAUUGGUGACUUACCUCUUUUUUUCGCGACAAAACCGUAUUCAGGAGCUCGACGAGCGUCUGAGAGCGUGCAUCGAAACGUUGAAGGGGUGGAAAAGAGUGCGGGCGGCAGGAGAAAGAGGUGACUGACGACGAGGAUAAGUGCUCGAACGGACUCCGAGAGCGCGUCGUUUUCAACUGGAACUCAUCGGAUGUGUUGCUCGAGAAUCCCGUAUUCGUCGAGUUCGCCUACAUUGAGUACAAUUGCUCCGAAGGCAUGAGCAUUGCUGUUGCCUUCGUUGACUCGUAAGUUGUUGAGAAACUAGCGCGUAACUUAAGACAAGCAAGUUUUGGAGCAAAAUGAUCAACUAUAAAGUUGUUGAGCAUAAAAUUUGCCACAACUUUUCAGUUGAUCACUUUUUGGAAUAAUGAUUGGAUCCCGAGAUAUCGAGGUUCAAAGUAAAGGGACAAAAAGGCGCUAACUAUGAUAUACCAAUGGCGGUGCUGUUUGGAAACUAGCGCGUAACUUAAGAAUGACAAGUUUUAGAGCAAAAUAAUCAACUAUAAAGUUGUUGAGCAUGAAAUUUGCUACAACUUUACAGUUGCUCACUUUUAAAAAUAAUGAUUGAAUCCCGAGAUAUCGAGGUUCAAAGUAGGAGGACAAAAGGCGAAUGGUGGUACUGUUUGGAAACAAGCGCGUAACUCAAGAAUGACAAGUUUUAGAAAAAAAUGAUCAAUUAUAAAGUUGUUGAGCAUGAAAUUUGCCACAACUUUUCAAUUGAUCACUUUUAAAAAUAAUGAUUGGAUCGCGAGAUAUAAAGGAUCUAUAAUUCCAGAAACAAAAAUGUGUUGACUGGAAAGCCUGGAUCGGCGUGUCCGAAAGGAAGGCACAAUGAGGGUGGAUUGUGUGCUAGUGACAAACACUCAACUGUUGGUCUGCACGGGACCAGCACCGAGACGAGCCGAUCAGUGGGAACGCGUCGGGGUAUGGAGCACGCAUUCGAAGAUUACGAAGAGGGCGACGAUCCGAGGAAGAUGAGCUCAACGGGCUCGAAAAUGACGCUCUUCUCUAUUGCACUCCUCUUUUUGUACGUUUGA
Messenger RNA from Caenorhabditis sp. 36 PRJEB53466, 1221 nucleotides. Lineage: Eukaryota; Metazoa; Nematoda; Chromadorea; Rhabditida; Rhabditidae. The record is from the annotation of a GenBank genome assembly.